CAAAUAAUGUUUCAUCUUUAGUGGGAUUUGGCUUGAAAACUGCACGAUUUCUGGGAAAUGCAUUUUGGGUUUUAACAACUUCCGCCAUAAUUUUGGUUAUACCUUUAGCGUUGGAACUUGAAAAAGAGCACCAAAUUAUCCAACUUGAAAAUGAACAAAAAGCCUUAAUGAGUGGUCAACCUAACAACUCUUAUGGACAACCGGGCCAAAUUAGUCCUUUUGGAGCACCGGGGCAACCCCAACAACAACAGCGA
Racocetra persica is the source of this 254-nucleotide messenger RNA. Lineage: Eukaryota; Fungi; Glomeromycota; Glomeromycetes; Diversisporales; Gigasporaceae. The record is from the annotation of a GenBank genome assembly.